GCCAGGUUGCACUUUCUGUCAGUCCAGGGCUCCAGUUUUGCCGGAGAAGUGAGAGAGAAAGAGCAGUGAGAGAGAGAGGGGAGAGAGCGAACGAAGGGGGUUGACAGGUUUUAUCCCCAUCCCACACUUUUAUAAAGUGAGUCUCCUGUUUGGUGAGGAUGGAGAAUGCACACGCAAAAGAUUCGGAAGAGGUCGUGUCAUACUUUGGUGUCGACCAGACCACCGGCCUCACACCAGAACAGUUCAAGAAGAACCUGGCCAGAUAUGGUCACAACGAGCUCCCAGCUGAGAUUGGUAAGACCAUCUGGGAGUUGGUCGUAGAGCAGUUUGAGGAUCUGUUGGUCAGAAUCCUUCUGCUGGCUGCCUGCAUCUCUUUUGUGCUGGCCUUGUUUGAGGAAGGUGAGGAAACAGUCACAGCCUUUGUGGAACCCUUAGUCAUCCUCCUCAUUCUCAUUGCUAAUGCCAUCGUUGGAGUCUGGCAGGAGCGCAAUGCAGAGAGCGCCAUCGAGGCUCUGAAGGAGUAUGAGCCUGAGAUGGGGAAGGUUUAUCGGUCGGACAGGAAGAACGUCCAGAUGAUCAAGGCCAGGGAGAUCGUCCCUGGAGAUGUGGUGGAGGUGUCCGUUGGUGACAAAGUCCCCGCUGACAUCAGACUCGUCAAAAUAAACUCUACUACUCUGCGUGUUGACCAGUCCAUCCUCACCGGUGAGUCUGUCAGUGUGAUCAAGCACACCGAUGCCGUCCCAGACAUGAGAGCUGUCAACCAGGACAAGAAGAACAUGCUUUUCUCUGGCACCAACAUCGCUUCAGGCAAGGCUAUCGGCAUAGCCGUGGCGACUGGUGUCUCUACAGAGAUCGGGAAGAUCCGCGACCAGAUGGCUGCGACAGAGCAGGAGAAGACCCCCCUGCAGGCCAAACUGGACGAGUUCGGAGAGCAGCUCUCCAAGGUCAUCUCCCUGAUCUGUGUUGCCGUGUGGAUGAUCAACAUUGGCCACUUCAACGACCCCGUUCAUGGAGGCUCCUGGAUCCGCGGGGCCGUCUACUACUUCAAGAUCGCUGUGGCCCUGGCUGUGGCUGCCAUUCCUGAGGGUCUGCCCGCUGUGAUCACCACUUGCCUGGCUCUGGGUACCCGCCGUAUGGCCAAAAAGAAUGCCAUCGUCCGCUCCCUGCCCUCUGUGGAGACCCUGGGCUGCACCUCCGUCAUCUGCUCCGACAAGACCGGCACCCUCACCACCAACCAGAUGUGUGUCACCAAGAUGUUUAUUAUUGACAAAGUGGACGGAGACAGCGUUUCUCUGGGUUCUUUUGACAUCUCCGGUUCCAAGUACACUCCCGAGGGAGAAGUUACUAAGAACGGUGCGUUAGUGAAGUGUGGCCAGUAUGAUGGCUUGGUGGAGCUGUCCACCAUCUGUGCUCUGUGCAAUGACUCCUCUAUGGACUACAACGAUACUAAGGGAAUCUAUGAGAAGGUGGGCGAGGCCACUGAGACCGCUCUGUGCUGCCUGGUUGAGAAGAUGAAUGUGUUCAACACUGAAGUGCGCGGCCUGUCCAAGCCCGACAGAGCCAACGCCUGUUGCUCUGUGAUCAAGCAGCUGAUGAAGAAGGAGUUCACCCUGGAGUUCUCCAGAGACAGGAAGUCCAUGUCAGUGUUCUGCUCCCCAGCCAAGUCCUCUAAGGCCGCUGUCGGCAACAAGAUGUUCGUCAAGGGCGCUCCCGAGGGUGUUAUUGAGAGGUGUGCAUAUGUGCGCGUUGGCACCACCCGUGUGCCCUUGUCCGAGCCUGUCAAGAACAAGAUCAUGGCUGUGAUCAAGGAGUGGGGUACCGGCCGUGACACCCUGCGUUGUCUGGCACUGGCCACCCGCGACACACCCCUCCGCAUGGAAGAGAUGAACCUCGAAGACGCCACCAAGUUUGGCGACUACGAGACUGACCUUACCUUCGUGGGCUGCGUGGGCAUGCUGGACCCCCCUCGUAAGGAGGUCAUUGGAGCUAUUGAGCUGUGUAGGGCUGCUGGCAUCCGUGUCAUCAUGAUCACUGGUGACAACAAGGGAACAGCCGUGGCUAUCUGCCGUCGUAUUGGCAUCUUCACCGAGGAUGAGGACACUACUGGCCGAGCCUUCACUGGCCGUGAGUUUGACGACCUGCCCCUCCACGAGCAAAAAAAAGCAGUCCGCAAGGCCUGUUGCUAUGCCCGCGUUGAGCCCUCUCACAAGUCCAAGAUCGUUGAGUUCCUGCAAGGCUUCGAUGAGAUCACCGCCAUGACCGGAGAUGGGGUGAACGAUGCCCCCGCCCUGAAGAAGGCCGAGAUCGGCAUCGCCAUGGGCUCUGGCACUGCCGUUGCCAAGUCUGCCUCUGAGAUGGUCCUGGCCGACGACAACUUCUCUUCCAUCGUGGCAGCCGUCGAGGAGGGCAGAGCCAUUUACAAUAACAUGAAGCAGUUCAUCCGUUACCUCAUCUCCUCCAACGUUGGUGAGGUCGUCUGUAUCUUCCUGACCGCUGCCCUGGGUCUGCCGGAGGCUCUGAUCCCUGUCCAGCUGCUGUGGGUCAACCUGGUGACUGAUGGUCUCCCUGCCACUGCCCUGGGCUUCAACCCCCCUGACCUGGACAUCAUGGGCAAGCUGCCCCGUUCCCCCAAGGAGCCCCUCAUCUCUGGAUGGCUGUUCUUCAGAUACCUUGCCAUUGGAGGCUACGUUGGUGUUGCAACUGUUGCUGCUGCCGCCUGGUGGUUCCUCUACAGUGAGGACGGCCCUGGUGUGUCUUUCUACCAGUUGUCCCACUUCAUGCAGUGCCACGAGGAAAACGAGGACUUUGUCGGCGUCCACUGCGAGGUGUUUGAGGCCGCUCCCCCCAUGACCAUGGCCCUGUCUGUGUUAGUCACCAUCGAGAUGUGCAAUGCCCUCAACAGUUUGUCUGAGAACCAGUCCCUGCUGCGCAUGCCCCCCUGGAGCAACCUGUGGCUGGUUGGAGCCAUGUCCCUCUCCAUGUCACUCCACUUUGUGAUCAUUUACGUCGACCCCAUGCCCAUGAUCUUUAAAUUGACCCACUUGAACGUGGAAAAAUGGAUGGUGGUGCUCAAGCUCUCGAUCCCCGUCAUCCUCAUUGACGAGGUCCUCAAGUUUGUGGCCCGCAAUUACCUGGAGGUUGCUGAUGACAAUCUAGUAAGCAAGAAGUGGGACUAAAAGAACACCAGGAGUAUAAAGGAGAGAAAAGAAUGAGAAGAGGAAGGGUGGAAGCACUUCCCAGAAAACCAGAGCGCAGACCAUCACUAGAAGUGAGAGAAAAAAGUCCAACAAGAUCAAAGAAUGAAACAAAAGCCACCAGAAAAUUAAAACAAAAAAAACAAAAAAUGUAAAAUUAAAAAAAAAUAUAUUUCUUUGUGUAUGUAUUGAAAUUAAGUUAAUAUAUAAGAAAGUGUUAUGAACAAUAUAUUCAAAUUAUUCUGACUAUUCUUAAAAAAUAAAAACUGUAUUAAAAGAGAA
This is a messenger RNA of Oncorhynchus mykiss (rainbow trout), 3476 nucleotides long. RefSeq names its product sarcoplasmic/endoplasmic reticulum calcium ATPase 1. Gene Ontology annotation, molecular function: P-type calcium transporter activity; ATP binding; ATP hydrolysis activity. NCBI's taxonomy places the organism in Eukaryota, Metazoa, Chordata, Actinopteri, Salmoniformes, Salmonidae. Gene Ontology annotation, biological process: calcium ion transport. Gene Ontology annotation, cellular component: membrane. The record is from RefSeq and is a predicted model, not a curated record.